UUAUUGUUUACUCGGUUCCCGUUGUUGUCGGAAAAUCAUAAAAUAAAAUAAAUAGGAUUUCUGUUAACAUUAACACUGAUCAACUUACGCUGUUUUAAUAUAAUAUGAGCCUAAAUCGCACCUAAACUGGUAGACAAAAACCGAGCUCACUAAACACAACUUUAAAACGACACAAAAAAAUACAAAUCUAUAAUAACCGUACAACAACGACAUCGUCGACGGCAGUUCCGUCGACGGCGACGGCGACACAGAUACGACAAGGCGUUAAUCUGUAGAUCGAGGCCCGUCAUCACUACCAUCGUCAUCACUGCCACCGUAAUCACUACUUUCGUAAUUUUCCUCAUCAACUUCUUAACCACCAUCGUAUUGAGUCUUCGAACGCCAUGAUGAUCGGCUGCGCUCCAGAUGGUGACGAAAUGUUUCUGAUGCCGCUGAAGAAAAGAAAACAUCUGGUCUGUCCAGGCGAUGGUCAGUCACUGAGUGAGAGACGGUGUGGCGACACCGGCCUGGACAAGUGCGGCGCACCCAGGCCCCGCAGACGUAGCGUAUGCGCGGCAGAAGACGACGACCUGACACCAAAGCCGGUGACUUGCCCUGGACCAUGCUUCGAGGACACAGCCGAGUGGCAGUCGACCAAAUCGACGGCGGCAUGCCUGUUCCGAGCCCUGGGCCAGCAUUACGACGAACCGUGGUUCCCGACUGUGAUCAACGAAUGGUCCGCCCUGUAUUACCAGUGCAGCCACGCUUGUGAUUACUGGCAGGGCCGGGACGAAUGGUUGGCUGGUGACGAGGAGGUUCGGCUGACCGUGUGGUCUGAAGUGCUUAAUUACAGAGAACAGUACAAGAGGCAGCUGAAUGACGGAUGCAACUCUGAGGUAACGGAAACCCAUGGAUGCCCUAACAAAGCCAACGAUCGAUUCGACUUACCGCACAAGAAUGUAGAACAGUUAUGUGAGGAGGAUCUGCCGUGCACUGACAACAGUGCACGGGCCGAAGUCGAGGUAGCUGAAAUAGCACUCGCGGACCCGGACGACAACCCUGACUGGGUGGAAAUGCGGCGCAAGAUGCGAGGCUCGUUCGCGGCGUUGAACGUAGCACGAUGCGAAGUCAAUGCUGAGUUACUGGACCAUAUCAUGAUCGAGCUGUGUAAAUAUUGGGCAAACGCGCCUGAAACCGAGAACCCCUAUCUAAUCGAUCAGCAUCUGGAGGAGAACAUUAUACAAGAGAUUCAAAACUUCCGAUUUAAACUAUUUGACGUGGCCAUCAUAAUCGAACCAGAAAUACAACAGCUGGGUCCGGAAACGUAUCAGGAUCCGAAACCUAGCCGAAAGCAGGAAUCUUGUCAAAAACCAGAACCGUGUCAGAAGCCGAAAUCGUGUUCUCCGUCACAGUCAGAACCAUGUUGUCCACGGAAGCCAGAAUCUUGUCGUCUCCAGGAGCCGGCACAGUGUUUCCCGCAGGAACCGAAAUCGCGCCUAAAGCCGGAAUCAUGUUGCCCACGGAAGCCAGAAUCUUGUCGUCUCCGGGAGCCGGCACAGUGUUCAUCACGGGAACCAAAAUCGUGCCUAAAGCCGGAACCAUAUUCUCCGUCUGAGCCAGAACAGUGUUGUCCAUCGGAACCGAAAUCGUGCCAAAAGCCGGUAUCAUGCUGUCCAAAAGAUCCUCAAUUAUGCUGUCCGCGGGGGCCAGAAUCGUAUUGUUCACAGAACCCUGAACCAUGCUGCCCACUGUUACCACCCAAACCUAAGUGUUGCGCCCGCAGGCGGUCUACCAAAACAAAGUUGGCUGAAGCCCGAGCUCGCCAUAACGCUACACAAGUUCGGGAUCGUGACAUUACAACUGGAUGGUUAGGUGGGAAUCCUCAUGAAUAAAUCGAUGUGCAUAUUUUUUAUUUAAACCUAUAUGUAUACUAAAUAAACGAUUUAAUAUUAUUAUAAA
Aphis gossypii (cotton aphid) is the source of this 1938-nucleotide messenger RNA. RefSeq lists its product as uncharacterized. Lineage: Eukaryota; Metazoa; Arthropoda; Insecta; Hemiptera; Aphididae. The transcript has 2 exons. The record is from RefSeq and is a predicted model, not a curated record. Bases 384 to 1871 code for a protein of 495 amino acids.